Dermatophagoides pteronyssinus (European house dust mite) is the source of this 1905-nucleotide messenger RNA. RefSeq names its product L-sorbose 1-dehydrogenase-like. Gene Ontology annotation, molecular function: oxidoreductase activity, acting on CH-OH group of donors; flavin adenine dinucleotide binding. The record is from RefSeq and is a predicted model, not a curated record. NCBI's taxonomy places the organism in Eukaryota, Metazoa, Arthropoda, Arachnida, Sarcoptiformes, Pyroglyphidae.
AUUUUUGUUUUUUUAAUACAAAAUUUACAAUGUCUACAGCCAGUUUGACAACACAAUUAUUAGCCAUUUCAGUAAUAUCAUUACAGCGACAAAUCAUACAUAAUAAUAAUGUAAAUCGUACAUCGAUUGAUAAUAAUGAUAAUUAUUAUGAUUAUAUAAUAAUUGGAUCAGGAUCAUCGGGUGCUGUUGUUGCAAAUCGUCUUGCAGCCUUGAAUAAUCAAUCAUUACGGAUAUUAUUAUUAGAAGCUGGUGGUCCGCAAAGUAUUGUAAGCGAUAUGCCUGGUAUGACACCAUGGUUAGUUGGAACUGAAAUGGAUUGGCAAUAUUUAACCGUACCGCAACAGAAUAUUGGUCAAGCAUUUCGUGAUCAUCGUAUACGACAACCAAAAGGAAAAGUAAUCGGUGGUACAUCAACAAUCAAUUGGAUGCUUUAUAAUCGUGGUAAUCGUCAUAGUUAUGAUAAUUGGUAUCAAACAUAUGGUUGUGAUGGUUGGGAUUAUAAUUCAAUACUACCAUAUUUUAUACGUUCGGAAAAUAAUACAUCACCAAAAAUUGUUUCAAAAAAUCCUGGUUAUCAUGGUACACAAGGACCAAUUGGUGUAUCACCAAUGUAUCGACCAGAUCCAAUGUUAUUUGUAUUUCAAAAACAAAUGAAUAGUUUUGGUAUACCAACAUUAGAUAUUAAUGGUGCAAAUCAAUUAGGUACAAUGAUUUAUGAAUUAACCGUAAAUGAUGGUAAACGUUGUUCAACUGGAAAUUCUUAUUUGGAUCCAAAUCCAUAUCCAGAAAAUCUUCAUAUAAUGGCCAGAUCAUUAGUAACACGGAUAUUGUUUGAAAGAAAUAAUCAAACAAACAACAUUACCGCUGUUGGUGUUGAAUUUAAUCAUAAUGGAAAUAAUUAUACGGUUCGUGCUAAUCGUGAAGUAAUACUUUCAGCAGGCUGUAUUGGAUCACCACAAUUACUGUUACUUUCAGGCGUUGGUCCACGUAAACAUCUGGAAGAAUUAAAUAUAACAGUUAUUGCCGAUCUACCUGUCGGUGAAAAUUUUCAAGAUCAUGUUUUCAUUCAUCAUUAUUAUGAAGUAAAAAAUUUAUCAUUAUUAAAUGAACCAGUUGGACCAACCGUACAACAAUUAUAUAAUUAUUAUAUUAAUCAAAAUGGCCCGCUAACACAAUUACCAAAUUCAAUAACAUUUUUCAGUACAAAAACUAAUGAUAAUCCAGAAUGGCCAAAUGCUGUUAUUGAUGUUAAUGCAUAUAUGGUAUUAAGAAAUUUAACAGAUACCGUUUCCAGUUAUGGUACGAAUUUGGUUGAAUGGGAAAAUUUUUGGUCACCAUAUCUUGGUAAACAAUAUUUACUGAUAACAUCAGCCAUAUAUCGUACAUAUAGUCGUGGUACAAUUCGUUUAGCAUCACGAAAUCCAUUUGAACAGCCAUUAAUUGAUCCACAAUAUUUAAGCGAUGAAAGAGAUUUACAAGCAUUAGUUGAUAUGACAAAAAUUCUAUUCUAUGUAACACAAACAGGUGAAUUUACUAAAUAUGCUGAAAUAUUUAAACAACCAAUACCUGGUUGUCAAUUCUGUACGGAUCGUCCAUUAUAUCAAUGUGAUAGUUAUGUAAGAUGUAUCAUCAGACAAGUAGGUGAUACUGCAUUACAUCCAGGUGGUGCAUGUCGAAUGGGAUCCAUAAAUCGUACGGAUAUUGUUGUUGAUACAAGAUUACGUGUAAAAGGUAUUGAUCGAUUACGUGUUAUUGAUUCAUCAGUAAUACCGGAAUUAGCAAAUGCAAAUACACAUGCAGCAUCAGUUAUGAUUGGUGAACGUGGUGUACAAUUUAUUAUCGAUGAAUUAACAUUUUGAUCAUCUUUGAUCUUCGAUUAUCAUCAUCUUUGAUUAUCAUCAUCAG